Setaria italica (foxtail millet) is the source of this 1338-nucleotide messenger RNA. RefSeq lists its product as uncharacterized. The coding region runs from base 1 to 1338 and encodes 445 amino acids. The transcript has 7 exons. Lineage: Eukaryota; Viridiplantae; Streptophyta; Magnoliopsida; Poales; Poaceae. The record is from RefSeq and is a predicted model, not a curated record.
AUGUUCUUGCAUGUAGUUGGACACAACCAGAGGUUCAGGGUCAUUAACAUGACAUUUAGGAGGUCACCUGAAACUAUCAGUUUGUUCUUUCACCAAGUCUUGUAUGCAGUUGGUGAGUUGAGAAAUAAGUUGAUUGUUCCACCAUCUACUAGUGUUUAUCCUAGGAUCCUUGGCAGCAGGAGAUGGAACCCAUAUUUCAAGGACUACAUAAGAGCAAUUGAUGGGACACAUGUCUUAGCUAGAGUUCCUUUGAAGAUGCAAGCUGCCUUUAGAGGCAGGAAGCACACCAUCACUCAGAAUGUUUCGGCAGCAGUGGACUUUGAUUUCAUGUUCACAUAUAAGCUUGCUGGUUGGGAGGGAUCUGCGCAUGAUGCUCUAAUUUUGUCAAAUGCUCUUGAAAGGGCUGAUGGCCUUACAGCCCCACAAGGGAAAUUCUAUCUUGUGGAUGCUAGAUAUGCAGCCAAGCCUGGGUUCCUACCACCAUUUCGUGGUAUAAGGUACCACUUGAGGGAGUUUGGUUCUAAUAGUCCACAAAACCAAAGAGAGUUGUUUAACCUGAGGCAUUAUUCUCUUAGAGUGACAGUAGAGAGGACCUUUGGUGCUCUAAAGAAUAAGUUCAGAAUCCUUGACAACAAGCAUUUCCAUCCUUAUAAAAUCCAAGACAUGACUGCGAUGGGUGAGGAACUUGUUGGUGUUGCCAAUGAGGUAGGUGUUGAGGGUGGGGUGGUUGCUGUGGAGGAAGGGAACCCAACAGCCCCUCCACCCAAUGGAGCUCAGCCUGGGAGGCCAAUGCAAUGGACCAGUGUUCAGUCAGCCUUCAUGCUUAGUAGGUUUCAUGAUCUGGUUGGACAAGGGGUCAAAAUUGACAAAGGCUUCAAGGAAGUUCAUGUUAGGAUGAAGGAUCUCAGUGGUGCUCUCUGGAAUGAGGAGCAUCACAUGAUAGUUCUUGAGAAGGAGCAUCUGAUAGGCCACACUAAGGAUCAUCCUGCUGAUGCUAAGUUCUUGAACACCCCAAUUGAGAAAUAUGUCCAAAUGGAGGCCAUUUUUGAUCUAGCCAGGCUACUGGUGGACAACUCAAAGAGUAGUGAUGAUAAGGAAGGAAGAGGUGGUAAAAGGAGGAAGUUGUGUGAGGAAGAAUACCAGUUGAUGCAUGGUAUGAGUGUUGUUGCUGCCUCUGUUGUAGAUGCUCUCAAGGCUCCUCAGCACAAUGAGGUCCAUGAGGAUCUUUAUGGUUGUGUCAUGUCCUGCCCUGGGUACUCACAGGAGGCGCUGAUGUUUGCACUUGUGUUUCUACUGAAAACACAAAGCAGAAGGCCUAUGCUUUGUUCAGAUGAGUGA